Molecule: messenger RNA, 3703 nt
Organism: Oncorhynchus mykiss (rainbow trout)
Lineage: Eukaryota; Metazoa; Chordata; Actinopteri; Salmoniformes; Salmonidae
Source: RefSeq, a predicted model, not a curated record
AAUGUCGUUGAGGAAACAUUGUGUCGAGUGGGCGGGGAGAGAACGACAGACGGACUGCUUUCACAAACUCUUGACACUUUCUCUCACAGUCGCCCUAGUAAGGAUUAACCUACUUUCACUCUUCUGACCCUCGACAUGUCAAACAACAACGCCAGCAGCAACUUGGUCGUCGCUCAGAGAGUAGUGAAACAGCUGCGGCUGGAGGCCAGUGUCCGUAGGAUCAAGGUGUCACAGGCUGCAGUGGACCUGAAGAACUACUGUCUGCAGAAUGCUCACCAGGACCCUCUCCUGAUGGGGGUCCCCUCCAGUGACAACCCCUUCAGACCCCCCAAGUCCUGCAGCCUGUUCUGAGCAGCAGUCAGUGUAUGGAGGAGGAGUUGUUGCUGUAUGUCCUAUGAGGGACCCUUCCUCUUCUCUCUCUACUGCUGGUCCAUUUGUGUGUUGCAGCUAUCCCUCUAGCCUGAUCCCAGAUCUGGCAUGCCAAGGCACGACAAUGACCAAAGAUGUUGGCAAGACCGCACAAACAGAUCUGGGACCAGGCUAGACAGUCUGUGUAUUAAGAUAAAGCCUAGUAGUGCCAUUAUACAUGUAUGUUCAGGAUGUUGAUGUGAUAUCCUAUUUGUUAUGAUGAUCAUGAUGAUGACAUUGUAUUAGGGUUGUAACUUCCUGAAAAUUCCCCAGUUUUCCAGAAAUUCCUGUUGUAAGAUUCCUGGAAUCGGGAGGGAAUAAGCAGAAAACCCAGGAAUCUUCUACUGGAAUUUCUGGAAAAAUCUGUCAAGUUUUGGAAAGUUACUGUAGUUCUCCAACCCUACAUUGUAUCUAUGCACUGUACUUUCCACCAGUAUGAUAUCAGCCUCUGAUAGGCAGGCAGCCAGUGAAUGUGCCUUUGAGGUUGUCUCCCAAAUAGCACCCUAUUCCCUAUAUAGUGCACUACUUUAGACCAGAGCCCUAUAGUGCAGUAUAUAGAGAAUAGGGUGUUAUUUGGGAUGCAACUUAUGUGUCCGACGACAUGUUCCGCACAAUAAGGAAGUGACCAACCGUUGAAUGUUUUAACCAGGGUACGUAUUGAUAUUUAGCCUACAGUUCUAGCCUAUUGGCCUACAUGCUGUCCUGUCACCUUCUAUUGCUUGUGUUCCACGUGCAGUAUACUUCCUGGUACAAACUACCACAUGGUACAGGUUGACAUUCUCAACCCAGGGAUCCAGAACCAUAGAAUUAGAAUCUAGAAUUAAUGCGGAACACUAACCACAUCUCCCCAGUUGUACUCUAUACAAGAGACUGGCAGUUACAUGUUUAUUUUAAACUUUCGUCAACCUAUUUUAUUUAAGAUUUUAUGAAAUAAUCUGCCUUUUUAUCGAAGGGUUCGUUCAUUCGGUUGUGAUGAUACUGAUGUGAUCUUAAAUGUUACAUUGUUGUGCCCUCCUGUACCUUUUUUUUAGGAAGACACUCCUGUCCUUGGCCUUUUUCCCUGGAAAUACUCAUGUCCUUCUCACGUUUUUUCCACUAGCCUACAUUCAGUCACAGAUAACACUAUAGCAUGGUUUUACACUAGCCUACAUUCAGUCACAGAUAACACUAUAGCAUGGUUUAACACUAGCCUACAUUCAGUCACAGAUAACACUAUAGCAUGGUUUUCCACUAGCCUACAUUCAGUCACAGAUAACACUAUAGCAUGGUUUAACACUAGCCUACAUUCAGUCACAGAUAACACUAUAGCAUGGUUUUCCACUAGCCUACAUUCAGUCACAGAUAACACUAUAGCAUGGUAUUCCACUAGCCUACAUUCAGUCACAGAUAACACUAUAGCAUGGUUUUCCACUAGCCUACAUUCAGUCACAGAUAACACUAUAGCAUGGUUUUCCAUUAGCCUACAUUCAGUCACAGAUAACACUAUAGCAUGGUUUUCCACUAGCCUACAUUCAGUCACAGAUAACACUAUAGCAUGGUUUUCCACUAGCCUACAUUCAGUCACAGAUAACACUAUAGCAUGGUUUUCCACUAGCCGACAUUCAGUCACAGAUAACACUAUAGCAUGGUUUUCCACUAGCCUACAUUCAGUCACAGAUAACACUAUAGCAUGGUUUUCCACUAGCCUACAUUCAGUCACAGAUAACACUAUAGCAUGGUUUUCCACCAGCCUACAUUCAGUCACAGAUAACACUAUAGCAUGGUUUUACACUAGCCUACAUUCAGUCACAGAUAACACUAUAGCAUGGUUUUCCACUAGCCUACAUUCAGUCACAGAUAACACUAUAGCAUGGUUUUCCACUAGCCUACAUUCAGUCACAGAUAACACUAUAGCAUGGUUUUACACUAGCCUACAUUCAGUCACAGAUAACACUAUAGCAUGGUAUUCCACUAGCCUACAUUCAGUCACAGAUAACACUAUAGCAUGGUUUUACACUAGCCUACAUUCAGUCACAGAUAACACUAUAGCAUGGUAUUCCACUAGCCUACAUUCAGUCACAGAUAACACUAUAGCAUGGUUUUACACUAGCCUACAUUCAGUCACAGAUAACACUAUAGCAUGGUUUUACACUAGCCUACAUUCAGUCACAGAUAACACUAUAGCAUGGUUUUCCACUAGCCUACAUUCAGUCACAGAUAACACUAUAGCAUGGUUUAACACUAGCCUACACUCAGUCACAGAUAACACUAUAGCAUGGUAUUCCACUAGCCUACAUUCAGUCACAGAUAACACUAUAGCAUGGUUUUCCACUAGCCUACAUUCAGUCACAGAUAACACUAUAGCAUGGUAUUCCACUAGCCUACAUUCAGUCACAGAUAACACUAUAGCAUGGUUUUCCACUAGCCUACAUUCAGUCACAGAUAACACUAUAGCAUGGUAUUCCACUAGCCUACAUUCAGUCACAGAUAACACUAUAGCAUGGUUUUCCACUAGCCUACAUUCAGUCACAGAUAACACUAUAGCAUCUUUUUACACUAGCCUACAUUGUCACAGAUAACACAAUAGCAAAUGGGAACGUAUUUAACUAAGACAAACACUAAUUUCCAUAUGCCACAGCUGGUGCUUCGGCUUGUUUCAGGUUACUGAUUAGCCACAUCACCAUGACUACCAUUUUUAUGAUUCCAUCAGCCUACAUCGCAGUUUGUUUUUAUCGUUGAACUGUGAGCGUGGAACUGUCUAGCCUCGCUACCGGCCUUGAAUGAGGAGUUUUAAUUUGAUACCUGAUAUACUGUCCAUCCUCUGUGCCUGAACUUUGUAACUGUGUUAUACUGUCCAUCCUCUGUGCCUGAACUUUGUAACUGUGUUAUACUGUCCAUCCUCUGUGCCUGAACUUUGUAACUGUGUCAUACUGUCUAUCCUCUGUGCCUUAACUUUGUAACUGUGUUAUACUGUCCAUCCUCUGUGCCUGAACUUUGUAACUGUGUCAUACUGUCGAUCCUCUGUGCCUUAACUUUGUAACUGUGUUAUACUGUCCAUCCUCUGUGCCUGAACUUUGUAACUGUGUUAUACUGUCCAUCCUCUGUGCCUGAACUUUGUAACUGUGUUAUACUGUCCAUCCUCUGUGCCUGAACUUUGUAACUGUGUUAUACUGUCUAUCCUCUGUUUCUGAACUUUGUAACUGUGUUAUACUGUCCAUCCUCUGUGCCUGAACUUUGUAACUGUGUUAUACUGUCCAUCCUCUGUGCCUGAACUUUGUAACUGUGUUUCCAACCUAGUAAAUCACAUUUACCACUA